AUGUCUAUGUCAUCGGAGCUAGCCGCUGCGAUCGAGGAUGAGGAUCUUCACAUAAAUGUCCGAGACUUGGCUCCAAAAGGACGAACUGGGGACAUCUCCACUUUUCAGCGCAUGAUUUCAGCUUGUCUGGGGUCUUUCAUCACGUCACUAGUAGUUACUCCGUUUGAUGUGGUCCGGAUUAGAAUUCAGCAACAGGAAGUGAUGCCUAAAGGAUACAGCUGCUGUGAGCCAACGCCACAAGCCGCGCAAAUGAUAAAGUCUGCAGCUGGGACGAUGGAGUCACCUGCUCCCGGAGUCUUUUGGAUCAAUCAGCAUUAUUGUUCUUCUGCAGAGCAAUGUCCUCGCAUAACCUCAACAUUCCAAGGAAUGAUGUCCAUCAGCCGGAAUGAGGGUCUUGGCACGUUAUGGCGUGGUCUAGGCUUGACCUUGUUCAUGGGUAUUCCAGCCAACAUCAUCUACUUCACAGGCUACGAAUACGUCAGAGACCACUCCCCUAUCCUGAACCAUCCACUUAAUCCAUUACUUUGUGGCCUGUUUGCACGAACCGUGGCUGCCACUGUGGUUUCACCGGUGGAGCUUCUCAAAACUAGACUUCAGUCGAUCCCUUCAGAAACUCGUGGUGUCCAACAAAACAAAAUAUUAUCCACAUUGCUUAGAGACUCACUUGAGGCCAUCCGCGCUAAUGGAUUGGGAUCGAUGUUUACAGGAUUGAAGAUUACACUCUGGAGAGAUGUGCCUUUCCUGGGUAUUUAUUGGCUGUGCUACGAACUUUUCAAAGACCGCAUAGGUCGUACCAUAGGGGUGGAUUUUGAUGCCACAGCACAGAAACAGGAGGACUGGAAGGUUUUCACCACUAGUUUCUUGUCGGGUUCUGGAGCCGGAAUCAUUGCUGCAUUUUUCACCAACCCAUUUGAUGUUGGCAAAACUCGUCUCCAAAUUGCAACAGACAAGAAGCCGCAUACCAAGCACUCGAUGUUCAGAUUUCUCUACUCCAUUUACUCCAAGGAAGGUGUUGGUGCACUUUACUCAGGGUUUGGUCCUCGUGUGAUGAAGAUUGCUCCUUCUUGUGCAAUUAUGAUAUCCUCGUACGAGAUCGGGAAGAAAAUUUUCAAAGACAACUUAUAA
Sungouiella intermedia is the source of this 1125-nucleotide messenger RNA. The record is from the annotation of a GenBank genome assembly. NCBI's taxonomy places the organism in Eukaryota, Fungi, Ascomycota, Pichiomycetes, Serinales, Metschnikowiaceae.